Molecule: messenger RNA, 457 nt
Organism: Drosophila subobscura
Lineage: Eukaryota; Metazoa; Arthropoda; Insecta; Diptera; Drosophilidae
Product: dynein light chain roadblock-type 1
Exons: 2
Coding region: 1-432 (143 amino acids)
Biological process (GO): microtubule-based movement
Cellular component (GO): cytoplasmic dynein complex; cytoplasm; centrosome
Molecular function (GO): dynein intermediate chain binding
Source: RefSeq, a predicted model, not a curated record
AUGACCCACAUAGCAGCCGUUUCUAGGGGAAACGCGCCAUGGAAACCAAUAAAGUCAUUUGUUAAGGACCGAUACUGGGGGAAAAAACAUUUUUCAUAUAUUUCUACCCUUUUGCAGUCACCUCGAUCUCUACGAUACGUGGAUGAAGCAUUCGAUCAGAUCAGCAAAAGAAAAAACAUUCGAGACAUAGUAAUUCUCAACGAUCUGGGGCAUCCGGUGAAAAGUACAAUGGGGCAGGAUGAUUCCGUUCAGUUUGCUGGACUAUUUCAGGCAAUACGGUGCCGACUGGAGCGAGGUAUGAAGCAAAUUGAUCCCACAGAUGAACUUUUAAUGCUGAGAGUUCGUACAAGGACCAACGAGGUGCUGCUAACCCCAGACUCCAAAAUCACUGUCAUUGUCGUACAAAACGCGCAGGAUCAUUUUCAAACGUAAUUGAUUAUCAAAUACAAUUAAAUGG